UCUUUGGCUGCGUCUGGUUCGUGUUCGUUUUUGUGCAAAGAUACGGAAACACAGACAUUUGGUGUAUAUUUUUUUUUAUAUAAAAGUGCAUUUUUCCACAAUUGGAAAUUACCUUUGUUUAGAGCUAAUCAGAAAACAAAUAAUUGCAAAAUUUAAUCUGUUAAUAAAGAGAAACAACGUACAAAAGUAAAUAAUUAAUGGCUUCCUGCGUUAAAAGCAAAAUAACAAAUUUACAACAUUGAAAAAAAAAUAUUUGGAAAAAAACAUCUCCUAUAAAAAAGGCAAAACAAGUGAAAUUUCUUUUUAUUGAUUUUUUACAAACAUUUCUUUAGAUGUGUGAAAAUUCGAUUUCUCUCCCUCUCGAGUGAAAAAACAAGGAAAGAAAGAAGAAAACACAUACAAACAAGAAAAUAGCAGAAAGUAAAAAACAAAAGAAAAGUAGCAAUAACAAAAGAAAAAAACUGACGUUCACAAUCGAAAAAAAAUUGCAACACAUAAAAAACGAAAAUAAUAAAUAUGUGUUUUAAUUAAGAGUGAUGAAAAUAUAAAUUAAAUGAAAGUGAUAGUUUUCAUGCAAUAAUAAAUAUUGAUUUGUUUCGCAUAGAAGAAACAAAAGACCUAAGAAAAAAUGAAGUGCUUAAAAUAGCAAAAAAUACAACUGAAAAUAACUAUUAAUUGAAAAUUAAAAUAUCCAUAUUUAUUUUAUUUAUUUAAUUUAUCAUCCUCAUACGUCACUGGCUUUUGUUGUCUGUUUUCUUCGUUUGUUCUGCAUUGAACUCUCUGAUUUUCAGCAUUGUUCUCAUUGCGCGCCGUUAUAUUAAAAAUUUACAGUUGUCCUCUCCUCGUCGUCAAUGCAUUUGAUUUUAUUAAACGGUUUAUUUUAAAUUUAAUUUUGCGUGUAUUUUCUUCAAAUACGUCGCAAAUUUUCGGAAGAAAAAACUCUCCAGCUAAAUAUCUCUCGGCCAGCUCCAAUAUCAAACCAAUUAACUUUUGACACCACCCAAAAACGAUUUUUUACUCUCAUUUGGGGUUGUUAAGGAGGCAAUAAAUAGAAAAUAUAACAAAGAACUUUAACAGAAAUGUAUAUUGGGGUGGGUUUUAAAUAAUCCGCCGUUACCAAACAUCCUGUUUCGCCUUAAUCGCCUGAGAGGACAAAAGAGAAAGUAAAUACACAUACAUAAAGAGUUUUGUUGUGACAUUUAAAGUGCAACGGAAUUAAAAAAAAUCAUUAUCAACAUCUGGGUAACGGUAAUUCUCCGUAAUAACCUUACGAACUGUUGCUGUCUACUACAAAUUUCUUGUUCUUCAUCAUUGCUCCAACAGUUUAUCAUCAUCGUAGUACCAGCAGAUAUUGACCAGCUGUUUGGAAAAUGAACUAACAACAACUACAAACAAAAAACACCCUUAAAGGAAGAAAAAGUGAAAAAAGCAAAAAUAUAAAAUAGUUGGCCUUCUCAAGGGCACUACUCACUACCAAUAUACUAGAAACAAACUACAUAAAUACAUAGUAGUAAAAUAACUAUAGAACUAUUCCAUCAUUCCAUACAGAAUAUCCUCUCAGCCCCAAACAAAUACUACUGCAACCAGUCAGGGUUUUAUAUUAUAAUUAAUAUUACGCUAUUAGGAUGACAAUGGCGACGGAACAAGUUUCAAGGCCGUUACAGAAAACUCGUCGCAACUUCUACACAAUGUCCGCCUCAUCCUACUAUGCAUCAUCAGCACACACCUCAUCAUCAUCGCCUUCAGCAACAAAGUCGCUGUUACAUCUAUUAUGCUUUACUGUGAUAUUUUCUAAUUUUAUUGCUCCCAGUAUUCAGGACUGCGUCUGGUAUGGAGUCUGUAAUACAGAUGAUUUUCAACGUAACCAGUAUUGUGCAUACAAUGGUACGGCGAAACCCAUUUCACCAGAGGGUAGAAAACUUUUACAAGAACGUUGUGGCUAUCUUUUAGAGAACGAUGCCACGGAUUUUUGCUGUGAUAGCCAACAGGUGGAUAUUCUGAAUAAGAAUAUUAAAUUAGCUGGUAAUUUCCUAGAUCGUUGUCCCUCAUGUAUGGCUAAUUUAGUACGACAUUUAUGCGAAUUUACAUGUUCGCCCAAGCAAUCGGAAUUUAUGCACGUUGUUUCAACUGAAAACAGCAAAGAUGGAAAAUUAUACAUCAACAAUAUUGAUUUACAUAUAACAGCCAACUACACAAAUAGUACCUACAAAUCAUGCUCUCAGGUAUCGGUACCUUCAACUGGUCAACUUGCUAUGGAUAUAGUAUGUGGUGAACAUGGCGCCUCACGCUGUAGUGCCACCAAAUGGUUUAACUAUAUGGGUGAUUCCAAUAACGUUUAUGUACCUUUUCAAAUUACUUAUGUGCAGCAUGAGAAUAACUCGUCCUUUAUAGACGGUUACCGUCCAUUGGAUCCUCCAACAGUUCCUUGCAGUAGUCCAUUAAAUGAUAAUACACCAGCUUGUUCCUGUACAGAUUGCGAAGCAUCAUGUCCCAUACCACCUCCUGAACCGCCAGCACCACAACCUUUUACUAUAGCUGGUUUUGAUGCUUUUACUGUUAUUAUGAUUGCCGUCUUCAUUGUUGGUAGUUUAUUGUUCCUCAUGGGCGUAUGUUUAUUCCCUUCCAAAAACAUGGACGUUUUGUUAGGUGAUGGUUUGGUGGAUAAUCGUUAUAGUUCGUCCAUUGGCAGACGUUUCACUGGUGAUCACAGUGUCAGCAAUGAGUUGGCACCCGAGGAGGAUUCACCCCUGCAAUCAAAAAUAUCCAGUGAUGGCAAUGAAGUUGAUGGCGUUAACAAUGAUGGUAUUGAUAUUGUCAUCGACACAGAGUCUGGUUACUUUGAACACUUGGGUGCUAAGACAGAAAAAUGCCUGGAAACUAUGUUUACGGCUUGGGGUAAAUUUUUCGCCACUUAUCCUUGGCUAACGUUAGUCGGUGGUUUGGUAUUUGUUGCUGCUCUUGGUUUUGGCAUUAAAUUCCUGCACAUCACUACGGAUCCUGUACAAUUGUGGGCUUCGCCUCAGUCUCGUUCACGUGUUGAACGUGAAUACUUUGACUCUACCUUCCAGCCAUUCUAUCGCAUCGAACAAAUUAUAAUUAAGGCUGUUGAUUUAGAUAAUAUUGUGCACAACACCUCAAAUGGUCCAAUAGUAUUUGGUCCAGUAUUUGAUAAACAAUUUCUGAUUGAUGUACAUAAUUUGCAAGAGGAUAUAAGGAAUUUGGGCAGCGAUAUAGAGGGUGCCACAAUGCUUAAGGAUAUUUGUUAUGCACCUUUGGUGUCGGGUGGUCAGGAUAAAGUGAAACCUGAGGAUUGUGUGGUCCAGUCAAUAUGGGGUUACUUCAGAGAUGAUUUGGAACGUUUGGAUGAUGAGGAUGAUGAUAAUGGUUUUGAGGUCAACUACUUGGACGAGUUGUAUCAGUGUAUUCAAAAUCCCUUUUUAUGUUUGGCUCCUUAUGGCGGACCUGUUGAUCCUGCCAUUGGUCUUGGUGGUUUUCUGAAUCCGGGUGAACAAUUAGGCUCAAAUACCAAAUAUGAACGUGCUACUGCUUUAAUUUUGACAUUCUUGGUACGCAAUCAUCACGACAAGGAAAAGUUGGGCCCAGCUUUGGAGUGGGAACAACGUUAUGUUGAUUAUAUGGUCAACUAUACAAAAUACAACAUGAGCAAACACAUGGAUAUAGCUUUCACCUCGGAGCGCUCAAUUGAGGAUGAAUUGAAUCGUGAAUCUCAAUCGGAUGUUUUAACCAUUCUGGUAUCAUACCUGAUAAUGUUUGCCUACAUUGCCAUCUCACUGGGUCAUGUACAAGAGGUGGGACGUGCUUUCAUCGAUAGUAAGAUAACGUUGGGAGUGGGAGGUGUGAUUAUUGUUUUGGCAUCUGUGGUGUCAUCAGUUGGUGUCUUCGGUUACAUAGGCGUUCCGGCUACCUUGAUUAUUGUAGAGGUUAUACCAUUUUUGGUGCUGGCCGUUGGUGUGGACAACAUAUUUAUUUUGGUGCAAACGUACCAGCGAGACAACCGUAGAUCCGACGAAACCCAUGAAGAACAUAUCGGUAGAAUAUUGGGUCGUGUAGGACCCUCCAUGCUGCUGACUUCAAUUAGUGAGAGCUGUUGUUUCUUUUUGGGUGGCCUUUCCGAUAUGCCAGCCGUUAAAGCUUUUGCUUUGUAUGCCGGUAUGGCUUUACUCUUCGAUUUCCUGCUGCAAAUCACCUGUUUCGUUAGUUUGCUGACUUUGGACACUAAACGUCAAGCCGAAAAUCGCUUAGAUGUCUGUUGCUUUAUACGCGGCAAGAAAACAGAUGCUGCUCCCAUUACCGAAGGUCUGCUAUACAAAUUCUUCAAGAGUGUAUAUGUACCCUUCCUGAUGAAGAAAACUGUACGUGUUGUGGUUAUGAUUGUGUUCUUUGGUUGGUUGUGCUCUAGUAUUGCUAUAGCACCGCGCAUUGAAAUUGGUUUGAACCAGGAACUCUCCAUGCCGGAAGACAGUUUUGUUUUGCAUUAUUUCCAAUCGUUAAAUAAGUACCUGAGCAUUGGGCCACCAGUUUAUUUUGUUUUGAAAUCGGGCUUGAACUUUUCCACAACAUUCGAUCAAAAUCUAGUAUGUUCUGGUCAGUUUUGUAAUGACGACAGUAUGGGCAUACAAAUUUAUUUGGCCAGCAAACGAUCCAACGUUACGUAUAUCGCACGACCGGCUUCUAAUUGGAUUGAUGACUACUUCAGCUGGAGUCAGGCCUCAAGUUGUUGUAAAUAUGAACCAAAAACUGGUGGUUUCUGUCCGCAUCAAGAUACUUCUUGUGAUUCUUGUGUCAUCAAUCGCAACAAUUUGAGACGUCCUGACGAUAUAGAUUUCGGCAAAUAUUUGCCCUUCUUUCUGCAAGAUAAUCCCGAUGACUCGUGUGCUAAAGCUGGUCAUGCUGCCUACGGUGAUGGUGUGCGCUACAGAAAUUUACCAAACUCAAAUGAAACCUCAGUAGAAUCCACCUACUUUAUGGCUUAUCACUCGAUAUUGAAAUCAUCUGAAGACUACUAUUUCGCUUUGCGCUCUGCACGUAAAAUAGCGGCAAAUAUAACACACAUGAUACAAGGUCGUCUAAUGUCGCACGGUGUACCGUUCGAGGAUGCCGUUCAAGUUGAAGUGUUUCCAUAUUCCGUAUUCUAUGUAUUCUACGAACAAUAUCUGACCAUGUGGCCAGAUACACUGCAAAGUAUGGGCAUCUCGGUGUUGGCAAUUUUCAUAGUUACAUUCCUAUUGAUGGGUUUUGAUAUACACUCAUCUUUGGUUGUGGUUAUUACGAUUACCAUGAUUGUUAUAAAUCUCGGAGGCAACAUGUACUAUUGGAAUAUUUCGCUGAACGCCGUAUCUUUGGUUAAUCUUGUUAUGGCCGUUGGCAUUUCGGUGGAAUUCUGUUCACAUUUGGUUCAUAGUUUUUCGAUAUCGACUGAGGGUACUCGGGAGAGACGUGCAGCGGAUUGUCUUACCAAAAUGGGCAGUUCGAUAUUUUCAGGCAUAACACUGACGAAAUUUGGCGGCAUCUUAGUAUUGGCUUUUGCCAAAAGUCAAAUCUUCCAGGUUUUCUACUUUAGAAUGUAUUUGGGUAUUGUUUUGAUUGGUGCUGCACAUGGCUUAAUAUUUUUGCCGGUUCUACUAAGUUAUAUUGGCGUGAUGCAAGGUCCCCGUGGAAGAUCAACCAGCAGUAACAUUAGAACCAAAACAACACCCACCAAUACUAACCAUUCAACAUCCACAGCAGCAACAAGCUUUCAUCCAGACGAAGCAAUCAUCGAAACUACUAACAGCUUUUCUCCAAUGUAUACAUCAGCCUCCCAAUCGUCCUUCGGAAGUAUAAACUCAGCAACAAAUCUACAACCCACAAGUGGUUAUAGACGUAUACCAGAACAUUAAGUUUUAAGAAUUAUUAUUAUUAUUAUUAUUGUUUCUCUUUUUCAUUAUUAUUAAUAAUAAUAUUAUACAUAUAAAUAUAUAUAAAUAGAAACUUAGAGAAUAACACAAAUAUGGCUGAGCCAUCUUAAAUCAUCACGGGAAGUAACAAAUGAAAUCAAGAAAAUGAAUAUAAGUUUUUUUUUCUAUUUAUUCGUUGGAGUAAAAUUGUUACACGAGUAGUUUCAGAACAGUCUAAUACAAUGAAAGCAGCAUAUCUUAUUAAAUUAAAGAUUAUUUUGUCUUAUGGAAAUAAAACGUAACUGUUGAUUAUAACGAAAAAAAGACAAUAUAAUCGAACAUUAUCUACUCUCAUUUCAAAUUAUUAAUUUUUUAUAUUUUCUUUUUUUUUCACUUAAAUAUUAUUACUACUACUGUAUGCCUUUAUUAUUUUGUUUUAUUUGGUAGCACUGAUUUUGGAGGUUUUUAAGUUUUUGAAUUGGAAAUUUCUUUAAUUUCGAACUGAUUGUGUAUUUAAUAAUUUUCUUUUUCUCAUACUAUUUAUUUGUAUAUUUUGUAAUUAAAAUGGUAAAAAGCCUUAUUGUUUGUUAUAGUAUAUUCUUGUAUUAUUAUUUCCUAUUUCGAAAUAUUUUUCCAUUAUAUACAUAUAUUUUUUUUAUUAAAAACUAAAUCAAAAA
Messenger RNA from Calliphora vicina (urban bluebottle blowfly), 6574 nucleotides. It is a transcript of the gene Npc1a, whose product is annotated as Niemann-Pick type C-1a. Gene Ontology annotation, cellular component: plasma membrane. Gene Ontology annotation, molecular function: cholesterol binding; lipid carrier activity. NCBI's taxonomy places the organism in Eukaryota, Metazoa, Arthropoda, Insecta, Diptera, Calliphoridae. Bases 1626 to 5900 code for a protein of 1424 amino acids. Gene Ontology annotation, biological process: cholesterol homeostasis; intestinal cholesterol absorption. The record is from RefSeq and is a predicted model, not a curated record. The transcript is spliced from 11 exons.